UGUGUCUUAAUUGUAAAUAUAAACAACAUCGCGGAGCUCAAGAGAAAAGUUUCCUUGUUUCGAUCAUUUUUCGACAAUUCGGUUACUACAGUACUGCAUGAAUGACAUAUAUUUCUUCACCAGAGUCCAGAGUGGUGACUACAUGUGACCUUGGCGAAGGCAUUAUUACGCAAAAAAGACCAGAAUCAAAUCGCACACUGAUGGAAUUCUAAACCUAUGCCCUGGUAUUGACAUCCCCAUGCAAAGAACAGUGUCUGGAAUUUUGAAUAUUUCUGUUUACAAGCGACAUUGCAUUUCUGUUUGGAGCGAUAAUGUGUCGAUGAAACAUAAGUAUUUUCAAAGUUGGAAUGAAAAAACAAUUUGUUAAAUUUAACAACCACCCCUUGUUUUAUCAUAACGUCGGCUGUGUUUAAGAUCGGCAUUGUAUCCUUAUUAGCAACUAGUGAAUGACAACCGCGGUUGAUUACAAUUAUACGCUGAUCUGUUACACCUCAACCAACUACAGAGGCGAAAGAAAUAGGGAAAAUAUAAUUAAACUCGCCUAAUUGAUUGGUAUUUCAGAGGCGUGAGAUAGAGAAAGAAGAAAUCAUUAUUUCAGACUCAGCGUUCCAAUUAAAGAAUUUAGUGUGAGGAUGUUUGUUUGGGAAUAUCAAUGACUUCUUAGUGCCAUGGGAUUCCUACUGUGUAACGUCGCUUUGUGGACUGUCGUAAUAAUUCCUCACACAGUUUACGGCAGAGGUUGCUAUCAAGAUCCGAAAGUGUAUAUUGUUAAGCUAAGCUAUGAAAAACAACUGGUAUUGCUACUGAAGGCGAAGGAAAGAUGUCUUACGACACGGAAGAGCCCCCAGACAUCGAUAUCAGGUCUUUACUGUAAUCAGACAUUUGAUAAUGUCGUCUGCUGGCCUGACACAAGGGCGGGAAUUGUGGCAGAACAGAACUGUCCAAACUACAUUAACAACUUCGACACACGAGCACAAGCUCGUCGCGAGUGCUUAGCAAAUGGACAAUGGUACGUACACCCCGACUACAAUCAGACAUGGACGGACUUCACGGAGUGUCAAUACAAGGAAGGUUCCCCUAUUCCUCUGGUGCUUCACCUCCCGGGGAUAGACAAACUCAAUUUCAUAGGAUAUUCCAUAUCUCUAGCAUGUUUGAUUGUCGCUAUGGGACUUAUGAUAACAUUGAGGAGGUUGCACUGCCAGAGAAAUGUGAUUCACAUGAACUUAUUCGUUUCGUUUAUUUUGCGAUCCAUAAUUUGUCUCAUCAAAGACGUGUUUCAUACACCGGAAGGACGUUCAUCCGUCGUAAACAACACAGCAAUACUGACAUCAGAAGGAUCGAACUGGACGUGUAAGCUUGUGUUUACGUCGUUUAAUUAUAUCCUUGUGGCCAACUACAUAUGGAUUUUUAUUGAGGGAUUGUAUCUACACAACAUCAUUUUCAUAUCAACGUUCAAAAAGAGCAAACGGUUCCAUUUGUACAUCUUAGCAGGAUGGCUGUUACCAGUUGUUUGUGUUAUUCCCUGGAUACUGGUCAGAAGUUACCUAGAAGACACAUUGUGUUGGAGCACUCACACAGCUCAGAAUAAGUUUGUUUGGAUCAUAAGAGGACCUAUAGUAGCCACCAUUGUGGUCAAUUUCAUUUUUUUCAUCAACAUAAUACGGGUUAUUUUUACAAAGUUAACAGCAUCGCAUAUGCAUGACAGCCAUCGCUAUCGAAAGCUAGCCCGCUCCACCCUGGUUCUAAUCCCUCUUUUUGGUGUGUACUACAUGAUAUCUGUUGUAAUGCCAGAAUGUAUGGAUCCAAGUGUGGAACUUAUCUGGCUGUAUGUAGAGAGUGGAGUCAACUCAUUUCAGGGUUUUCUCGUGGUGUUACUUUUCUGUUUUCUUAAUGGAGAGGUUCAACAAGAAAUACGUAAGAAGUGGAACCGGAAGUGGAAAUUACGCCGGUUCAGCACUGCAUCAUCUCGAUCAACUAGAACUCUCUCGAUGGGAUCAACAGUGUUAUUUAAAGACAAGCAUCUCCCAGCUAUGAUUCUUCGGAGUGACAUUCCUAAAGAGAAUAAAAACGGUGUUAAACAAAAUUUUGAAUUAAAGAAUUUGUGUAAACAGUCUGACUGCAAUCUCGAAGAACAUAAAGAUGAAGAGCAUGAAUGUAUUAAAUUAUUAUAGUCUCAAAUCUAGGGCUGUUGGUUUUUUUUUUUUUUUAGCUUUGAUUGGUUCUCUCUAUUGAGACCUUAAAUGAUGAUCUGUAUGUUUUUAAAAAUGAAAAUGAAUAAAAAUUUCAUAGAAAUAUCA
This is a messenger RNA of Saccostrea echinata, 2297 nucleotides long. RefSeq names its product corticotropin-releasing factor receptor 2-like. Gene Ontology annotation, cellular component: plasma membrane. Gene Ontology annotation, molecular function: G protein-coupled peptide receptor activity; peptide hormone binding. The record is from RefSeq and is a predicted model, not a curated record. Bases 669 to 2171 code for a protein of 500 amino acids. Lineage: Eukaryota; Metazoa; Mollusca; Bivalvia; Ostreida; Ostreidae. Gene Ontology annotation, biological process: cell surface receptor signaling pathway; adenylate cyclase-modulating G protein-coupled receptor signaling pathway. The transcript has 14 exons.